GAACUCUCUCGAGUUUAGAACUGCAUUUCCCGGAAGCCCUCGCGGCAAACUGAGCACCUCGCGCUGAAGCUUACUGGACCGCACAAGUCGUGCACCACGUUCGUGGCGGUGAUGUGGAACGUUCCAGGGUUCCUGCCUCGUGUUCUCCUCUGCCCAGCGUCAGAGUAGCUGGACUGACGGGACGCGCUGUGCUGUUGUCGUUUCAGGUCAACAAUAACACCCCCCCACCCCUCCUCUCCCCGGGCCUGAGCCGCCACACAAUGUCGCCCGCUGCAAAGGAGCAAAGGUCAGCAGCUUCUCUGACAUGCCGCCGGCUUGCCUCCCAUUUCAUCAUCCCGUAAAAAUGCUCCGUUCCGUGCGGCUCAGCCCUUUCUGACUAGACGCCGCAGGGCUCGUUCCAGCCGUCCGUCAGUCCAGUCAGAGCGGCUUCUCCUCCCAUGCUGGUCUGAGGCGGCGGCAGAGAGGCUCGCCUUGUGUUCAUCCCCCCCCUCCCCCCUCCACAGGGGGCGACACACACCCAGCUGCCACCAUGGUGGCGGACGACGCGGCCGCGGCGGCGGCGGCGGGCGACCACCGGCCGGACGGGGACCGACACCUGGAGCUGAAAACGCCGGCGUCGGAAGGCGGCGGGGCCAACGGAGACGCCGAGGCGGCCCCGUCCCCCUGCGAGGACGCCGGCGGGGACGGCGCGGGGCUCAAGUGCUCCGUCAUCUUCCUGUGCUUCUACGGGUUCAUGUCGUCCAUACGGCCCGGGGAGGCGUUCAUCACGCCCAACCUGCUCAGCUCGGAGAAGAACUUCACCAGACAGCAGGUGACCAACGAGAUCACGCCGGUGCUGACCUACUCCUACAUGGCGGUGCUGGUGCCGGCCUUCCUGCUGACGGACCUGCUGCGCUACAAGCCCGUGCUGAUCGUGCAGGGCGUCAGCCACGUGGUCAUCUGGGUGCUGAUGCUGCAGGGCACCACGCUGCUGCACAUGCAGCUGAUGGAGUUCUUCUACGGCGUCACCAUGGCGUGCCGCGUGGCCUACUCCUCCUACAUCUUCUCGCUGGUCAGCCCGGCCUUCUACCAGCGCGUGGCGGGCUACUCCCGCUCCUCGGUGCUGCUGGGCGUCUUCACCAGCUCCGUGCUGGGCCAGCUGUGCGUGUCGCUGGGCGGCGUCACCUACCACACGCUGGACGCCGUCUGCCUGGGCUUCGUCACCUUCGGCCUGCUGCUGUCCUUCUGCCUGCCCUGGCCCAGGCGCUCCCUCUUCUUCAACCAGACCAGGAAGCAGGAGAAGAAGGAGCCGGCGGCCCGCUCCGAGCUGGACCGCAUCAACCCCAAAGGGGGCGUCCCCUCGCCGCCGCCGCCGUCCCGCUGGAAGGAUUCUGUUCUGGUGCAGAUGCUGCUGGAGGUGGGCAACGUGGUGAAGAUGCCCAACCUGAGGCUCUGGUCCCUGUGGUGGAUCUUCAACUCCACGGGAUACUACCUGGUGCUGUUCUACGUCCACAUCCUGUGGAACCACGUCUUCCCCGCCACCUCCUACAACGGCGGCGUGGAGGCGGCCUCCACCUUGCUGAGCGCUGCCACCUCCUUUGUGGCGGGCUUUGUUAAAAUCCGCUGGAACGUGUGGUCUGAGCUGGUCAUCGGUCUCAUCACGGCGCUGCAGGCGGGCCUGCUGCUGCUCAUGGGCACCACGGACAGCAUCUGGGUCUGUUAUGCUUCCUACAUCCUCUUCAGAGGCUUCUACCAGUUCCUGGUGCCUAUCGCCACGUUCCAGAUCGCCUCGUCGCUCACCAAGGAGCUGUGCGCCCUGGUGUUCGGCAUCAACACCUUCCUGGGGACGAUCCUGAAGAGCAUCAUCAGCCUGAUCUUUUCAGACAAGAAAGGCCUGGGGCUGGACGUGAAGGCUCAGUUCUUCGUCUACUUCGUCUACUUCACCCUGCUCACUGUGGUGUACUUCGUCUGCGCCGGCGUUGUCCUCGUCCGUCACUUCAGGGACCAGAACUCCGAGGGCCGCGCCUCCGCCGGCGGGCCGCCCACCGAGCUCAGCCCGGUGCCCGACGCCUCCGAAGCAGAGCCUCUGUCCAACGGCAAAAGUGCCAAGACUUAAAAGUUGAGAAGAAAGCUGCCAAACUGCGAGCGGUAUUGGGUCUUGUGAAGACGACGGAGAAGCUCGCCUUAAUCAUGGAAGUGCCUAAUCUCCUGCUGUGGGAAGCCUGUUGCACUACGUCACCCGUUUGUGUUUUGCACCGUUAGCAGAAAAAGCGAGAACUCACAGAGCCAAUCAGGGUUAGAAACACAUUACACUUUUAACGCAGCACUCCCGUUGUUACAGUUAUUAUCUUUUAGAUGAGGUGUGAUUAGCCUCGGAUCGCUGCUGUUAACGGACAGAAUCAGAUUUUGUGAUAAAAACCUCAAUCCUAAAAAAACGUGACCACGAACUGCAGGGUUUUGUGCAGUGUAAUUAUUUUUUCUUUCUUUUUAAAUCUUGUAUUAAUUUGUAUUUGAUACAUUGAAAUAAGCUGUAGAUUAUUUUUGUAGGAGCAAUAAUUUGUACAUUUCUACUAUUGCCAAGAUUUUUGCCCACAGUGUUGGGUUUUAACACCUCAGCUGAAGGUCCAGGAAAACAAAAACGGCUGCUUUUACUUUGAAAUUCACAGGAACUGAAACAAGGAAGCGUUUUAUUUUCACGCAGCAGUCGCUUCAUUUCGUCUUUGACUCCAUUUUUCUGUAGGAUUUGACUCCUGUUCACAAUGUCUGUAUUCUGAUUAAUAUAAUUUCUGAAAAAUGCUGGAUGACAGGAAAUCAAGUGUUUUUAUUUUCCAUUCACAAAUAAAAUACAAGUAGUGGAUAAAGUGA
Molecule: messenger RNA, 2844 nt
Organism: Fundulus heteroclitus (mummichog)
Lineage: Eukaryota; Metazoa; Chordata; Actinopteri; Cyprinodontiformes; Fundulidae
Gene: slc19a1
Product: solute carrier family 19 member 1
Exons: 6
Coding region: 530-2095 (521 amino acids)
Biological process (GO): folate transmembrane transport
Cellular component (GO): basolateral plasma membrane; apical plasma membrane; plasma membrane
Molecular function (GO): folic acid binding; folate:monoatomic anion antiporter activity
Source: RefSeq, a predicted model, not a curated record